Marasmius oreades (fairy-ring Marasmius) is the source of this 321-nucleotide messenger RNA. RefSeq lists its product as uncharacterized. NCBI's taxonomy places the organism in Eukaryota, Fungi, Basidiomycota, Agaricomycetes, Agaricales, Marasmiaceae. The record is from RefSeq and is a predicted model, not a curated record. Bases 1 to 321 code for a protein of 106 amino acids. The transcript is spliced from 3 exons.
AUGAGAAGUCAAUACGAAGAACCCGCAAGCAGGAGGAUUCAGGUUUUGCACAUCCAACCGAGUACAGAACCCGAUCGCUCCAAUUUCUUCUGGGCCAGUCUCGACCGCCGUACCAUUCUCUUCGUACUCUGCAGUGUGCACUCCGUCUCCUUCUUGCGACGGGACCACAACUCCAAGGAACCGACUGUCACUUCUGCCAUACGGAAGCUUUGUCAAAAUGUUGUAAACCUUCGUCUACGGCAUAUUCCGAGUCCAGAUUUGUUCCCUGCUGCACCUUGGUUGUUCUACAUUCCACCCCCGGUCAGGCUCAAUCCAACCUGA